Vigna angularis (adzuki bean) is the source of this 2961-nucleotide messenger RNA. RefSeq lists its product as uncharacterized. The record is from RefSeq and is a predicted model, not a curated record. The coding region runs from base 1 to 2961 and encodes 986 amino acids. Lineage: Eukaryota; Viridiplantae; Streptophyta; Magnoliopsida; Fabales; Fabaceae. The transcript is spliced from 3 exons.
AUGGACCGAAGUUGGAUAAAAUCUAAACGAACAACCGAAGAAUAUGAGAGAGGAGUGGAACAAUUUAUUGAGUUUGCUACGAGGAAUGUAGCAAAUAAUAAUGGAAGAUUUUAUUGUCCAUGUGUGAAUUGCUUGAACGAGCGGAGACUACCCAUUGCAGUAAUACGAGAGCAUGUUUUGUGUGAUGGGUUCCUAAGGAGCUACACCAAGUGGACAUGGCAUGGUGAAUUAGUAGAAGUGCCAAUAGCACAUGUGUCUCAAACUGAAGCAGAAGAAGUGGAUUUGGUUAUGGAAGAUGGUUUGGAGCAAAUGAUUCGUGAUGUUGGAGAUGAUGUCUUUGCACGAUCACAUAUGUAUCAAACUUUGUGUAGUGAUGCAAAAAUGCCUUUGUAUUCAGGGUGCAUUAAGUACACUAAAUUGUCGGCAAUAUUAAAACUAUUUAAUGUGAAGGCAAGAAAUGGGUGGAGUGAUAAGAGUUUCACCGAAUUGCUUGAGAAGGAAUAUGAAAAGUUACAUCACUGUCCACAUUGUGGGUUAUCAAGAUACAAGCAAAAAGAUGGUGACUUCGAAGAUGAUGUGAGGAAGGGUGUUCCAGCAAAGGUGUUGUGGUAUCUUCCCAUAAUUCCAAGGUUUAAAAGAUUAUUUGCUAAUGUCAAAGAUGCAAAACUCAUUAGAUGGCAUGUAGAUGAACGUAAAAGAGAUGGUCAAAUAAGACAUCCAGCUGAUUGUAGUCAAUGGCAGACAAUAAAUUCAAUGUUUCCAUAUUUUGGAAAUGAUCCAAGAAACCUUAGACUUGGACUUGCUACAGAUGGAAUGAACCCGUACGGUAACUUGAGUAGUAGACAUAGCUCAUGGCCUGUCAUGUUAGUGAUCUACAACUUACCGCCUUGGUUGUGCAUGAAACGUAAAUACGUCAUGUUAUCUUUAAUGGUUUCUGGUCCACGACAACCAGGAAACGACAUUGAUGUUUAUUUAAGCCCGCUAGUUGAAGAUUUGAAAAUGUUGUGGGAGGAAGGCGUUGAUGUGUUCGACGGGUACGCAGGCUCCACUUUUAAGUUGCAUGCCAUGUUAUUUUGUACAAUCAAUGACUUUCCAGCAUAUGGUAAUUUGAGUGGGUAUAGCACAAAGGGUCAUAAAGCAUGCCCUAUAUGUGAAGAAGGCACAUGUCACCAUCAACUUAAGCAUGGAAAGAAAACGGUUUACAUUGGACAUCGAAGAUUUCUUAGUGCAAACCAUCCUUUUCGUAAAUUAAAAAAAGCAUUUAAUGGAUGUCAAGAAAAUGAAAUAGCUCCAACGCCUUUAAGUGGAUUAGAAGUAUAUGAACGUGUAAAGGACAUAAAUGUUGUGCUUGGCAAGACAAAAAAGCAAGCCACAACUACAAACAUAUGGAAGAAAAGAUCAAUCUUCUUUGAUCUCCCAUAUUGGAGGAUGCUUGAUGUGAGACAUUGUAUAGAUGUCAUGCAUGUAGAGAAAAAUGUGUGUGAUAGUAUUAUUGGAACACUCCUUAAUAUUCAAGGCAAGACAAAAGAUGGUAUGAAGAGUCGCUUGGACUUGGUUGAAAUGGGAAUAAGAGAACAAUUAGCUCCACAAUCUCAUGGCAAACGAACAUACUUGCCUCCAGCAUGUCACACAUUAUCUAAACAAGAAAAGAGAAGUUUCUGUGAGUUUUUACAUGGUGUGAAAGUUCCGUAUGGUUACUCUUCCAAUGUGAAACGACUUGUAUCUAUGAAGGAUUUAAAAUUACUUGGGUUAAAAUCUCAUGAUUGUCAUGUUUUAAUUAAAGUUUUUGAGCCUGCAUGGUUGGACUAUUUGGAGAAUGAGGCUAAAGUUAUAUUAUGUGAGUUGGAAAUGUAUUUCCCUCCAUCAUUUUUUGAUAUCAUGGUUCACUUGAUUGUACAUUUAGUAAGGGAAAUUAGACUUUGUGGACCUGUGUUCUUGCGAUGGAUGUACCCAAUUGAGCGAUACAUGAAGAUAUUGAAAGGGUACGUCAAGAACCAAUAUCGUCCUGAAGCAUCAAUUGUUGAAAGAUAUAUUGCAGAGGAAGCUAUUGAGUUUUGUACAGAAUACAUAUCAGAAAUUGAAGCUAUAGGGGUACCUAAAACUCGCCACCAUGGAAGAAUUGCUGGUAAAGGUACUCGAAGUGCAAAAGUGGUGACAUUGGCACGACAUGAAGUUAUCCAAGCACAUUUUUAUAUCUUGAAUAACACUAACAUUGUCCAACCCUACCUAAGUGCUCACAAAGACAUUGUAAAGAGAGAUAAUCCACGGAUGCCUGAGAAGUGGUUGAUUAAUGAGCAUAACAAGACUUUCUUAAGGUGGUUCAAAGAAAAAGUUCAAAUUGAUAAUACAAGUUGUGAUACAUUGAAAUGGUUAGCAUGUGAGCCAAACUUUGAUGUCAUAUGUUGGAGUGGAUAUGAUAUUAAUAAUUGUUCAUUUUAUACAAAAUCUGAAGAUGAUAAAAGUACUAUGCAAAAUAGUGGAGUUAUGGUUGUGGCUGAAUCAAUGCAUUUUUCUAGCUCAAAGGAUAAACAUCCUAUUAUGGCUUCAAUGUGUUACUUUGGUGUAAUUGAAGAUAUAUGGAUGAUUGAUUAUACAAGUUUUAGAGUUCCUGUUUUUAAAUGUAAAUGGGUUGAUAGUAAUAAUGGUGUUAAAACUGAUGAUUUGGGUUUUACCUUAGUUGAUUUACAUAAGGCCAAAUAUACUGAUGAGCCAUUCAUCAUGGCAUCUCAAGCAAAACAAGUUUUUUAUGUCAAUGAUCCUUCUAACAAAAGAUGGUCAAUUGUGCUCCAAGGAAGAACUACACAUGGUAGUCAUCCAAAUGACGGUUCAACACUUGAUAUUUAUGAGACACCAUCUUUCUCCACAAAUAUACCAACAUUGGAUGUUGAUACCGAAGUUGAUGAUGUCCAUGCCACACGUGAUGACCAUCAUGAAGGGUUAUGGGAGAAUAUUCCAACAUAG